Saccoglossus kowalevskii is the source of this 2157-nucleotide messenger RNA. RefSeq names its product fibroblast growth factor receptor 3-like. NCBI's taxonomy places the organism in Eukaryota, Metazoa, Hemichordata, Enteropneusta, Harrimaniidae. The record is from RefSeq and is a predicted model, not a curated record.
AUGACGAAUCAUCGAAUACUAGACGUCGUAAUGGUUGUCUUGGGCAGCAUGCUGCUAGGAUGUUGUGUUGCAGCUCAACAGUACUUCAGUGUGAAACCAUCUAACACAACAGCUGCACACGGUGAUGAAUAUGCCGUGUUUUUGUGUACAGUUGAAGACAAAACAGGCAAAUUGUCAUGGGAGAAAGGCAGUAUAGGUAGUAUUAUAUAUAUCGAAGACAGUGGAGUAUCGGAUGAUGAUAAGUAUGAUGUAUCCGGGAAUCACUUUAUCGGACAAUACGACUUAACAAUUUACGACAUUGUGAUAAAUGACGACGACGAGUAUAUUUGUAAAAUUAGUGGCCUUCUUCCUGGAUUAAGCAUUGAAGCAUCUGGAGACGGAUACGAGUCACUUGGAUCUGAGAAUGAAUAUGAUGGUGCAUACUAUGGUACGAUAACUACACAGGAUCUACACAUCGCAGUCCAAGCAGAACAUAACUGUGCAUCUUAUCAAUGUGAAGGCAACAAUACACAAUUUACCGACACUAUUUUAUCCAAUGAGGAGACAUUAUAUGUUUAUUUCCCACCAAACGAGCCAUCGCCUUGCACCACAUCACUGAGGGGACCAACAGGAAAUAUUACCGCGGGAGAUAUAGUUACAUUACAGUGUACAUCAUGUAGCAGUAAUCCUAUAGCACAUCUCACAUGGUACCAAAACAACAUAGUAUUGAAUGAUGGAAUUAGUUUGAAGACGUAUGUAGAGUCAGAAUAUAAUGGAAUGCGAACAGUUCAAUAUUACACAUUGACUACCUCACAAUAUAGCCAUGGAUUUACUUAUAUUUGUGAAGCCUUUAAUGAUGAAUUUCAAGAUGUAUUUGCGUCUACACAAAUACAAUUAGACGUGCACUAUGCUCCAAUCACCGAGAAUAGGGUUACUAACAGCAGAUGUGCGACUAAUUUGACUGAACAAGUUAAUAUAAUAUGUGAAAUAAACAGCAAUCCUGAAUCAGUCAUUACAUGGUUAGAUCAGUACAACGAAACAUUAAGCAACGACACUGGCAAAAUUAUCAUCCGUGAAAAAUACGAAACUGUUCUCAAAACGAGCAUCUUAACAAUAAUGAGUGUAGAAGAAUCUGAUUUCGGGGAGUAUUAUUGUGUAGCGAGGAACUAUAUUGGUAGUAUUAUUCAAACUGUUCUAUUUUCAGAAAUAUGCAAAGAUAAUGUAAACAAUGUUGAUGCAAGAAAUGACAGCAUUUAUACUGACUUAGAGGACAUGUCAAUAAAGCCAAUAGAAGAGUACGAAAGUCUCGUCAAAACAAGAACUAAACAAGAGGAAUUGGAUUUUUCUCCCUUUUCGACGGAAACGCAUAAGAGCUGUAAAAACGAAGAUAUAUGGGAUAUAUGUCCAAGUGAGCUCGCAUUUCAAGAUGUUGUUUCUGUGGGAUACGUGACUGAAAUCAGAAAAGCUGUUAUAAAACGUAGCAACGGAAUAGCCUUAGUGAAAAUAAAUAAAGAUUUUUUAGUGGACGAAAAUGAUACAGACACACUUCUACUGGAAAUUAAAGUAAUGAAACAAAUCGCAGGAUGUGAGCACCUUGUUGCAAUGAUGUAUUGCAACAUUAAAACAGAACCAUACUUCAUGGCGUUAGAAUAUCCAGAGAAUGGACUUAUAAGUGAAUACAUGGCGGAUGCAAAUGCUGGGAUAUCUGAGAUAAGCCUCGUUGAAUUAACAUCGAUUGCGAGAGACGUUUCAUGUGGUAUGUCAUUUCUGGAAAAAAAUGAGUGUGUUAUUCGCAUACUUACUCUAAACAACAUAUACAUCGAUGGACACAAACGAUGUAAAAUAUUUGAUUUAGGAUUUUCUUCUGCUGUUAUGGACAUGGAGAAGUUCAAGGCUAAUACUAAAGGAUGUUUGCCUAUCAAGUGGUUAUCAUUAGAGUCUGUAUUGGAUCAAAUAUUUACGAGUAAAAGUGAUGUAUGGUCAUAUGGUGUUGUUUUGUGGGAGAUAUUCUCACUGGGCAAAAAACCGUUUCCAAAUAUAUCCGGCAAAGAUUUUAUACGCAGAAUGCAACGAGGCCUUAGACUAAAGCAACCAAAAGAAAGUGACAGUGAAAUGGAUACAAUCAUCUAUCAGAAGAAAGAAAUACAACCGCUACCAGUGUUUAAACAACGAUAUUGA